Molecule: messenger RNA, 418 nt
Organism: Pterocles gutturalis (yellow-throated sandgrouse)
Lineage: Eukaryota; Metazoa; Chordata; Aves; Pterocliformes; Pteroclidae
Product: isocitrate dehydrogenase [NADP] cytoplasmic
Exons: 2
Biological process (GO): isocitrate metabolic process
Cellular component (GO): peroxisome; cytosol; mitochondrion
Molecular function (GO): isocitrate dehydrogenase (NADP+) activity
Source: RefSeq, a predicted model, not a curated record
CAAGAUGUCUAAAAAAAUCAAUGGAGGCUCAGUUGUGGAGAUGCAAGGAGAUGAAAUGACACGGGUCAUCUGGGAACUGAUUAAAGAAAAGCUGAUUUUUCCUUAUGUAGAUCUGGAUUUGCACAGCUAUGACUUGGGUAUUGAGCAUCGUGAUGCUACAAAUGAUAAAGUAACUGUGGAAGCUGCUGAAGCCAUAAAGAAAUACAACGUUGGCAUAAAGUGUGCAACCAUCACUCCUGAUGAGAAAAGAGUGGAGGAGUUCAAGUUGAAGCAGAUGUGGAAGUCUCCCAAUGGGACAAUUAGAAACAUCCUAGGUGGUACUGUCUUCAGGGAGGCUAUUAUCUGCAAGAACAUUCCCCGGCUGGUGUCUGGAUGGGUGAAACCCAUUGUCAUUGGCCGUCACGCUUAUGGGGAUCAA